Molecule: messenger RNA, 5967 nt
Organism: Ctenocephalides felis (cat flea)
Lineage: Eukaryota; Metazoa; Arthropoda; Insecta; Siphonaptera; Pulicidae
Product: protein PF14_0175-like
Exons: 9
Coding region: 1-5967 (1988 amino acids)
Source: RefSeq, a predicted model, not a curated record
AUGUUACUAGAAGCUCAUACACAGAUCGAAUUACUUACAAAACAGUCUGAAGAUGGAGAAAAAGUGAUCGGCAUAAAAGAAACAUGUAUGACAAAUGAUAAUCUUAAUGUAGACAGCAAUACAGAAAAUGAUGGUCCAUGUGACAAUAUCGUAAAUGAAUCAGUCAGUAUUUCAAAAGAAUGUAAUAGUCAUAAUAAUGACACUUCAAAUAUUGAAAAUAAUAGUUCAAUAAAUAGUAGUAUCUCUAUACAAAAUAAUAAUCGAAGUGCAAUAAAUACUGUCGUUGAGCAACAUGAUGAAAAAUGCGGUAUAGAAUGCAAUAAAAACUGCACUAGUUGUUUGGUCAAGGAGGAAGAAUAUAUCAAAUUAACAGAUGAAAACAAAUAUUUCGAAUCUCUUGAUAAUUCAUUAGAGUGUGAACAUUUUUCUUUAAUCGAGCAAAACGACGAACAAUUGAUUUCUAACGAAAACAACUACGAUAUCAUAGCUUCUGAUUCAUGUGAUGAAGAGGAAAAUGUAGAUCCAUCUUUGUGUGAUUUGAAUACAAAAACGAAUGAUAAAUGUAAAUCGGUUGAAAGGGAUGACAAUGGCGAGGAUGAACUUACUAUUGUAAAUCAUCAUAGCAAUAUUCAUGAUGAAGAUAAAAAAUCUAUACUAGAUGAAAAUACAAUCACACAAGAUCAACCGAUUUAUUCUUCUACCAAUAUAAAUAUUAACGCUAAUGCUAACACAAAUUAUAAUUCCGCUCUAGACAAAAUUGAGAACAGCAAAAUCUGUAAUAAUAUUGAAAUUAAAAGCAUAGAUUUGGAUGCAAAAAAAAGCGUGGAUGAGCAUGUUUCUGAGGUGGCACAAAAAGACGAGCAAUUGGUUCCUAAAGAAAACAAUGAAAGUCAUGGUGAAAGAGUAUAUAGGCAAUGGAGUCAAUGGAAGAGGGAGAUGAUGGAAAUUAAUCUUGAUGAUAAUACAAACUUUACAGAAGAUAAUAUGAAUUUAUUUCUUGUCAAAGAUGGUGACACUGAUAAUACAACAAUUACUAAUGCAAAAAAAUUAGAAACUAACCAAUUAUCCAAAACGAAAAUUAGCAUUGACGAUAUUAUAAUUCCAGAAAAUAAUACAAUUCACGAAGAUGACUCCAAUAAUGAAGGUUGUAACCAUUCCAAUCUAAUUAGCAGUGAUGAUGAUGUAGUACACGAAGUUUUAACCAAAUGCGGAAUCAAUCCGUCAUUAUUUUUAAAUUCAUCAUGCACACAUGACAAAACACAAUGUACUCAAAGUUGUAUUUCUACGGAACAUUCUCGUGAACCCGAUCAGACUCCUAAUAAUUGCUAUCCCGACUAUGGUCAAAAUAUCACAAACGAUAGUUUGGAAGAAAAACUGUUUGGAGAACUUUUUCAAGAAGAAGCUGAAAAUGUAUACGAUAUUGAAUUCAAGCCAACGCCAGCGCAAAUGAAUACAAACAAAAAAUAUAUUGUUCUUAAUGGAUUUAUAAAUAACGAAAAAACUGCAUUCAUAAAAGACUUAAAAAAUCCUGAUAUAGAUAUCAUAACAAAUGCUAAAGUAGAUGAUAAAAUGUAUGACAUAAAUCAUUCCAAAAUAUAUCAUAAUGGUGCUAUCAACGAUGAAAAAAAUGAAGACAAAGUUUCAGAAGAUUCUAUUACAUUUAAUCGGGAUAAUCAAGAAUCUAAUGAAAAUAAUUCAAAUGCUAAUGCAAUAAAAUAUGCUGAUGCACAAAGUGAUAGACUAAAUGAAAAUUCAUUAAGUUCUUUUAGUAAUUCAAUAAUUGCAUCAACUGAAAACAGAUUAUAUAAUACAAAUGUGCAAAGUGAGGCCGAUGAAGUGAUUAUCCACAAUGAUUGCAUUUUGCCAAAUAAUUUGAAAAAUAAAUCAGAUAAAUCCAAUUCUGUCGAUAAAAAUAUCAUGAACGAUAAUGUUGAAUUUGAGAUUUUAAUAGAUUUUUUAAAUACUUUAAAUGAUAACAACAGAAAGAAGCAUAAGUAUUAUUUCUGUGUAAAGUCAAACAAAAUUUUCGAAGUACAUAUGCCUUGUCUUAAUACACAAUAUAAUGAAUCACAAUCGUGCCUAUCAGGUACAUUUGAAAAGCAUAAAUAUCAUCAACAUAUUCAAAAUGCUUCUCGCCUAUACCUUAAUCGUAAAAAUGAAUUAAAUUCAAACCAAGGUCGUCAAAGUAAUUCAACUGAUAAAAACAAAAGUAAUUUGUUGAAUAAGGUAUUAUUGUCAGGUGACGUUUUUGCAGGAGACAAUUCCAAACUUGGUGAAAUGCCAAAAAUAAGAUCAAAUCAUAAAUUGCAAACACAUCCUCUGCAAUUUAACGCUAGGGAUGUUGCUAGUACAUCAAACAGAUGCGUAUCAGAAUAUGAUGAACUCCUUUUGAAUAAUAGUAGAUUUCAAGAAAAUAAUUGUUGUACUGACGCAGUUCAAAUGACAAAUCUCCAACAGCAAGAUAAUGAUAGUUUGAUUAAAAAUACUCUUAUGUGCAAUAAUACAACCGCUACAUCUUCAAGAACACUGGAAGAUGCAGUAGUUAGAAUUGGUGAGGAAAAGACCAUAAGCACAGUGCCUCCAGAAGAGUAUAAAUCCAAAGAUGAAGAACUAUGUCAUAAUAAAUCAAUUUUGAUUAAUGAUGAAACCGAUAAGCGGCAAGAAAUCGAAAAUUCUGAAGAAAUCAAUUCUGUGAUGAAUAAAGAAUAUAAUAUUAAAUCAAAUAAAGAUGUAGAAGUAUUUAAUAAAGAAAACAAACCUAGCUUAACAAACCAUUCAUCUACUGAAAAUAAUUUACAUGAUAAAGUUAUGAUCGAAGUCGAGCAAGCAAAAUUGAAUCUGCCAGAUGCAGCCGGACAACCUGGUGUUCAGAAUAAAUCAGAUAAUUUAGAAAAAAUCGUAAAAAGGCUUGAACGUAAAAACAAUUACGUAGAAAAAAAUAUACCUGAUAAAGCAAUGAUCGAAGUUGAGCAAACAAAUUUGAAUCUAAUCGAAAAGGAGCUUGAACGUGAAAACAAUUACGUAGGAAAAAAUGUACAUGACAAAGCUAUGAUCCAAGUCGAGCAAGCAAAUUUGCAUCUACCAUUUGCAACCGGACAACUUGGUGUUCAAAAUAAAUCAAUUAAUUUUGGAAAAACUGGAAAAAAGCUUGAACGUGAUAUAUUACCCGAAAAAGGCUUAAUUCAAACUAAUUCUGUUAAUGAAAAUACAUCUGCGCCAAAAUUUCACAUAAUAGAAGAUUUGAUUAUACCUAAUAAGUAUAACAUAGAUGUGAAGCUUCUUAUGCAGAACAAUGGACAAGUUGAGCGUAAUAUUAGUACAUCUGACAAAAAUUUAUUGCGCAAAAAUACAAAAUUGUCUAUAUCUAAGCAGAAUGGUCAGCAAAAUAAUAUAAAGAAUACAAAUGAUAAUCAUGAACGAAUAACAAGAAGUGAUGCUCAAUCUGAAAAUUUGUUUUCUACAAAGGAUGGUAGAAUUGAAAACUUGAACAAUGAAAUAAUUAUGCAAGAACAACCAAAUUAUUAUAGAGACAUGUGGAAUAAAACUCUACAUUCCACAGAGGUUCGUAAUAUUAGUACAUCUGAUGAAAGUUUAUUGCGCAAAAAUACAAAAUUGUCUACAUCUAAGCAGAAGGGUCAGCAAAAUAAUAUGAAGAAUACAAAUGAUAAUCAUGAACGGUCAAUAAGAAGUGAUGCUCAAUCUGAAAAUUUGUUUUCUACAAAGGAUAGUAGAAUUGAAAACUUGAGUAAUGAAAUAAUUAUGCAAGAAGAACCAAAUUAUUAUAGAGACAUGUGGAAUAAAACUCUACAUCCCACGGAGGAUUUUGGACAAUCUGACAAAUUUGACAAUAAUGUUGUGAAUUAUAGUACUAAUCCACAUAACAAUGUGCUUCUCUUUUAUGGUGCAGAUAAAACACCUAGCUUGAAUAUUACAAGACACAAAAAUUACAAUAAAUUCCAGAAACCAAUUACAUCAGAUCUGUCAUUAAAUACUUUGCAACCCUAUGCUAAUCGCUUACAAAUUUCUAAUAACUUUGAUCCACCAGCAAACGUUCACGAGAUAUUCCCAAAUACAUCAAAAAACGAACAACUGGGAAAAAUUGAUGACAGUUUAGUUUUCAAGGAACAGUUAAAGAGGCGUAAUACAAGAAAACUUAACAAAUAUUCAAGAAAUGAGACAAAAGUAGUAAACAGUAAAUCAAUCUAUACUGCGCCAUUGACGGUCGCAAUUGCACAACCGCAUGCUGUGGUGAAUGGUCAGCAUAACACAUGUCAAUUGGAUUUUAAUAAAGAAAAUCGUGGCAUCUAUCGAACUGGUCAACUAAAUGUUGCCAAACCUAAGUUCUCACAAACCUAUUCUACAAAUGUAUCACACCCUCAUGCCAGAAAUGCAGCUUUCGUAUAUGAUCCUACUAUAUACAAUGAAUAUGUAGCAAAUGUGAAUGGCUUACAGGCUCGGCAUAACUAUUUUCCGCCUUAUAAUGUGCCAAGUUUCAGUUCUUUUCAUCGACAAGGAAACGUUACUUGGGAUACUUCUGCAAAUUUUAUUCAUCAUGGCAGAAAUGAUGUAAAUUCUCACUCUCACUCAAUUGUCAGAAAUGAUGUAAAUGCUCACUCUCAUUCAAUUGGGAGAAAUGAUGUAAAUGCUCACUCUCACUCAAUUGUCAGAAAUGAUGUAAAUGCUCACUCUCAUUCAAUUGGGAGAAAUGAUGUAAAUGCUCACUCUCAUUCAAUUGGCAGAAAUGAUGUAAAUUCUCACUCUCAUUCAAUUGGCAGAAAUGAUGUAAAUCCUCACUCAAAUUCAAUUGGCAGAAGUGAUGUAAAUUCUCACUCUCAUUCAAUUGGCAGAAAUGAUGUAAAUUCUCACUCUCUUCAAUUGGCAGAAAUGAUAAAUGAUGUAAAUUCUCACUCUCAUUCAAUUGGCAGAAAUGAUGUAAAUUCUUACUCUCAUUCAAUUGGCAGAAAUGAUGUAAAUUCUUACUCUCAUUCAAUUGGCAGAAAUGAUGUAAAUUCUCACUCUCAUUCAAUUGGCAGAAAUGAUGUAAACUCUCACAAUAUUUACAGCGAUAAAAAUAUUCACAAAAUAUUAACAAAUAAUGUAAAUGAAACUCGUUUAAAUUCACAUAACUUGCUGAGAACAUCAAGGGAUCACGCAGCUCUAAAAUCUUAUUCUGAUAGCAUUCGUGAAGACAACAAUAUGAUGUUUACACAUAUUCCAUCUGGUAAUACAAAUAGAUACCGAAUGGUUUCAAACACUAAUCAAACUUCAUCUUUGCCAACGAAUAAUAUUUUCAAGCAAUCAAGAAUACCGAGGAAUGAUAUUGUUAGCGAUUUCGGCCUGACAAUGAGAGAAAAUCAAAGAAAAAUUAACAAUGGCUAUGAUUACACAAGAGUUGCAAAAAAUUUCAACAAUGGCAUCAAUAGAAAAGAGACUACAGCAUUAGAAAUGAAUAAAGAUGAGUAUAAAACUGCAUUGCAAGUUGUGAAUAAUGCUUCGGUACAUAAGGAUGAAAUUCAGAAAGCUUGCCCUAAAUCGCCUUUGCGAUCUAUACGUAAAAAUACAUUUGAUCUAAAUUGUGAUAACAGGAUAAAAAUUAUAGGAAGUAAAGAACAACAAUUAGGUGCGCAAAGUACACCGGAUUCGAAACUGGAUAAAUUAAUCGAUCUACAAUCAAAUACAAGCAAAGAUGAACAUAAUAAAAAAUUGAUUACCGUCAUCCCUAAGGAGCCUAAAAAUUUUGCUGAUAAUAAAAACUCAGAAGUUCCUGAAUUCUCUGAAACAAAAGAAAAUCGUGAUACUGCAAAAAAUGAUCAGUUUUCUGUUAAGAGAUUGGCGGGUGUUCAUUUUCUACCCAAGGCAUUGGAAUCAUGCAGUGUUGAAGAAUUGGCGUAUAUGAAGAAUCUACCUGAUAUAAAUAAAUCGAUAGACGAAAACAUAUCAAAUGCUGUCAAACUCACGAUAUCUUGA